This is a messenger RNA of Exophiala oligosperma, 4113 nucleotides long. RefSeq lists its product as uncharacterized. Lineage: Eukaryota; Fungi; Ascomycota; Eurotiomycetes; Chaetothyriales; Herpotrichiellaceae. The record is from RefSeq and is a predicted model, not a curated record. The transcript has a single exon. Bases 169 to 3663 code for a protein of 1164 amino acids.
UUUGGGUGGUUUGUUAUGCGCUCUGUUCAAGACGUGCUUUUCAUCGUUCCAAGCGCGAGGCAUUCUUGACGAUUACUAUAUACGAUGCUGCGACACCUAUUUCCCCGAUGUUUCAAGCGAUAGCAUGCAACAGCGCCGCCAUUAUCCCAUGCGACUCCACGCGCCGCAAUGUCUCGAAAUAAAGAAAACAAUCCACUCUCGAGCACCCGACGCCAUGGUACAGCCGUCUCGCUGGGCACGCACCCACCGAGUGAAGAUUUCUUCACCGAUAGCAUGAUCGGCAACGAGUCGCGCAUACCCAGCCCGAGUCCGCAGAAGGUCAAGCCCGUCCGCGCGAGACGCGCAGCAGGCCUCGGGAGAGCACUUCAAACGGCCAAAGAUUCGGGCAACAGAGCACAGCGCACAUCACUUGCCGAGUAUACGAGUGCCAGGCUGAGCAGAAUCCCGCAACCACCUUUGCUCGUGGCGAGGAGGCAAAGUCAAAGCCCGCAUCGAACGAAUGGUCAAAGCACUCCUCCGCAAUCCCGGGAUGGUCCUCCCUUGACGAGCCCGGCCGAAUUCUCUAGCCCUCCUCACGGCUUGACGGAUGUGUACCAAAGGAUCGCGGAUGAGGAGGAUCUUGCUGCUACAGAGAGAGAUGUCGACAGUGACGAAGGUGUCGAGGACGAUGGGGAUAAUACUCUGGGAUCAUCUCUAAUGUCUGGUCCACCUGAUGACACUGGCGACAUUCAGCAAGUUGUAUCCGAUGUGUCAACACCUGUGAAGCAGACUUUGGACCACACCAAACAGCAUAUGGCUGAGGAUCAGACCGGAAGCUUCUCUGCACCACCCACGUUGGAUUUUGUACAGAAUGAGCUAUCAGAUCGCGCGCUUGCCGCGAAAUUGACGCCGCAUCUACUAAAUUCCGCGAAGGACAGAGAAAGGCUGAAUCGAAUGCGGCACAGCAAAGUUCCAAUCAAUUUUGGACAAGGUCCGAAGCAAGAGUUGAACGAUUCCGCGGGCGGCCCCCGACAGUUUGAUCUUGCAAGGAUAGCAGCACGGGGCCCAAUCAGUUUUGAGAAUGCUCCGCCCUUCAAGGCAAAUGGAGUAGGAAAGGCUUAUUCUGACACCUCAGUUGCUUCGCCUCAGAAAAGAGCCCAAGCAUUCAGUAAAGCUUCAAACAGAGCCGUAAGGCGGGAGGAAGCCGACGAUGGGAGCGACACUCCCGACGAAUUACGCGACAAAGAAAAGGCGAUAGCAUUCCGCAGAGCUGUACGCAAAAAGGAGCCUUCACAACAGGAAGGAAACCCUUGGAACACUGAUGAAGGCCCGAACCUCGCCUUUUCUCGUGCGAAUGGCCACUCACGGCCGCCUGUCGAAUUAAGCCAUGCCAAUGGAUCCGGAGAGCAAGCGAAAGAUCGCAAUGACACUAUCACCACCACGGCAUCAGAGCCAAUACCUGAUGUGUCGCUGCAUGCCGAGGAUAGGCCUAGAUCAGCAGCCCUAGAUAAAACCAGAACUGCUCAACAAUUCCUUUCCAAAUGGCGUCACGAAAAUGCCAAACGACAGGAAGGAGAGAGCAGAAAGUUGAAUGCUGAACCCGACAGCUCGCAAGUUGACUGGGCAGCGGCUGCAGCAGAUGUUCCUCUACCGUCCGUGGAGAAGAGCUUAACGUCUCCCGAUGAAAGCUCGACGCCUCAAGGCACACCUCCACGAGACAGAUUGCAAUCGACGAUGCAGAAACAGCGCUCGGUCGAAAGAUUCCGAGUUUGGGGUGACAACGAUUUUACUGGAAUCUCGUUUCAAGUCUCAGACAGCCCGCCCAUCCGCAAUCAAACCAAACCAGAUGAGUCUCAGACCAAGACAAAGACAGAGCUCCAAAGGUUGGCCCAAGGCUACAUAACGACCAACAGAUUAAAUGAGAUGAGCGCUAAGAACCCCAGCAUAGUUCGGAAAUCAUCUCGAUCGUUCAGCCCUGAAGAACGAAGACAAUCUCAGCCAGAUCGAGCAGCUGACGACAGGCAGCAAGACAGCCAAAAUCUUGGAGAGGGAGAACGAAUACCAGAUACACCUGUCGUAGUGUAUAGGUCCUCAAGUAAUAACAGCGAGCAUUCAAGCCGGUCACAACGACCUACACCCGAGUCACAGAGAUCACUCGAUCACCUUCAAAGGCUUGCCAGAGCUGUCAGCACGACUCCAAGAGCUAGUCCUCCAUCUCAGAAAACCGUGGGCGAAGAACCAGAAAACACGACCCAAGACGAUAUCCUUGCUGCUUAUGGAGACGAAGAGGAUACCACCACGGAGUCGUCUUUCGUAGACAAGAUUCCGGAAUCCCAAUCCAACGCUCCUAAGGUCAUGGCCACCCCGAAAAUCGUAGGUGCAUGGACUGACACCAUACUGCCGGACACGGUGCGGACGCAAAAAUCAAUCCUGAAACAUCCUAAGCACUUGCAGACACCUCAUGUGAAUGCUGGAGCCUGGAUUGAAACUCCGUUGCCAAACGGCGGGCUGUUUCCCGCCCCUUCAAUGCCCGAAACUAUCGAAGAAGCCACUGAAGAGCUGACAAACGGCGUUGAUGCUGCCUCAGAGCAACCUCCUAUCGACCAAGAACAGCCGAUCCCCAUCAAACCUGAGAUGACACCGGAUAGCGGGAACAUUGCCGAACCACACCCUUCGUCUGAAAGACCUCUAGUUCUUCCUCAGAGCGCACUUACCAACGUCCUCAAUGAAGCUAAACAGAAGCGUCUCGUCUCACAAGACAUCACCGAUACACGAGAUGACACACUCAACUUAGGAGAUGCCACGAUUCAGUCCUUUGAGGAUCUCCUAACUGAUGCAGCUGACAUCACUGCUGACUUGACCAGUCUUAUCAAGACUAAUGCUGAGGAUGAGGCUGUCAAGCAACGACAAAUAAGUCUUUUGCACGACAACGAUACUGAUUCUACCGCUGCGGAAAUGGCAUUCAUAGGACACUUAACCUCGCGCAUGGAACGACUCAUGUCGAAUUUACAUGAAGCCAGGAAAGGCAUCUCUCGUCUUGAGCAACGGGUUUCGACGUCACCGUCACCACCUCCGCCGGACAAGCAGACACUAGCACAAUCACAAGCCCUCAUCAUGCAAGACCCAAGUCAGCCAUGCGUCGUGUGCGGACAUCAUGGCGACGUUCAACAUCAACAGCACGACCAUCGACAUCGAAAGAUGGUCAACACACAUUCGUUUCUUCCGAUGACAUAUUCGACAUUCACUAUCCCGAUACCUUUGUUAUUUUAUCCCCGGCGCAAAGACAAGGGACAGGUCAUCCCGCGCCCAACGUGGCUGGGCUGGAUGACGAUCGUCCUAUGGAGCUGGUAUAUCACGGAGUGUGUAAUGGCCGAGAUCUAUGCUCAUCCAGUGUACGCGGAGCACUAUGUCUGGCCUGCCGUGCCGGAACCUGAAUUUCCGUUCGUCCUACCGACAAUGAUAUAUCGGUGGACUCGCAUGAAUUCCUUUUUGCCUAUCGUUGGACGGGUGGUCGUGGCUAUCUGGAGGGCGAUCGCUAUGAUGUUGGGUUUGAGCGAUGGAUUUGUGGAUGACGCCGUUCCGUCGCUGGUAUCAGCAGCGACAGAGAGUGCCACUGCAUUUGCCAAUGCAGCUGGCGCUGGUGAGGGACCAGACCUGAGCAUGAUGAAUGAUGAGUUUAUAUGAGGAAUAUGACGUUCUCCACCCCCACAUGAAUGGCAUGUUUUGUUUUUUUAUAUUGUGGAGGAUUGGCGCUGGGAACAACAGGGCAGGACUGAUUGGGCGGUCCUUUUUUUGGUGUCUGGACAGAUUGAAAAAUGGGGGGCUUCAGAAACGCUACUUUACUUUGCGCAUGACGAUCAAGUGCAAAUGACGGCCAGUUUUACAUCCAAGGAGGCGUUUUACUAUACGGGUCGACAUGGCAUGUCGGAUGGAGAACACCUGGUUCGAGACGGACAUGGUGUUUUGCCCUUGUUUUCAUGGAUCUCCCCCAAGCAUCACGUACAGGACCGGACUUUUUUGUUUGUUUGUUUUUAUAGGACCAGCAGGCGCCCCCUUUCCUCGAUCGAGACUGUUUCACUCAUUGCAUUCAUGUACCGUGUGACCCGUACGUGGUAUACAGUGUAGGAGUGGCUC